Messenger RNA from Eruca vesicaria subsp. sativa (arugula), 679 nucleotides. The record is from the annotation of a GenBank genome assembly. NCBI's taxonomy places the organism in Eukaryota, Viridiplantae, Streptophyta, Magnoliopsida, Brassicales, Brassicaceae.
CAAGGAUCAAGGAAUCAAAGAUAAUGGAUAAUCCGAAAGCUACACAUCCUUAUGCCACGUCGACAACUGUUGUUCUUUGGAACGCAGAGAGGUGCAAGAUCCCAAGUGGUGUCACGGCUAGUGACAUACUACCACGGAUACAAACGAGCUUGGUGGAGCUAGGCUACGUUGGUCCGUUAGAAAUGACUGCAAUCGUGGCAAAUGAGAAUCGCUUUAAUCCUGCAGAAACUGCAUCACUACGAAAGAGUGGAAUACGGAUUGCCAACUUCCGUGAAGGAGAUGAAGUACUCGUGGACUUCAUAAUCAUGGACUUAAUCGUGAAUGAUUUGGUCCGUGUGCGUCCGGCUAAUGUACUAGUCAUCUCCGGAGGUGGUCGGUUUUCUGACAACUUGCCUCGCUACCUCACCGAUUUGAAGUGUCUUGAUAUCAAUGUGAUGUAUGCAUUUUGUCCCGAAGCUGCUGCACCAAGCCAUUGUCUGUUCUCAACCACUUGGGAGUGGUUAAGUCUUCUCAAGUUGGAAGACUAGAUUUUUAAAAAAAAAUAAUGUCGUUAAUUAUAUCUAUCGCUCUCUCUUUUGAGUGUACUUAAUUGGGUGUUAUUUUGUGCGUUUUGCUGUAUUAGGAAUGUUUAUCUCUCAACUAUCAGUCUAUCACAUUUAUUAAUCGAUGGAAGUAAGCA